CCCUCUAUAUGUGUUUCAGCCUUUCAGGGUCUGCAAAGGCUGUUGUUGGUUUCUCUUUGAAAAUGGCCGGCCAAUCUGCCAAGCCAUUGAGUUCAUCUGCGGCAGCUAACAGCUCCUGGGUACAAAAGCUUCAAGCAGCUCCUGGCCGGUUCCACCAGUUCAUUCAUUCGAUCCCGUCGACCGAUCAUGGCGGCCAACUACCACCACUACCAGAUGGCCGCGGCGUGGAGGGAGCCGGACAGCCCGCAGCUGAGCUUCAUGAGCGGCUGCAGCUCCCUCUUCUCCAUCUCCACGCUGCAGGACGACGACGACGGCGCCUUCGUCAUCGCCGGCCACGCGCUGCCCUCCACGCCCGUCUCGCUCGCCGGGUUCGCCGGCGACGAGGUCGACAUGGAAGUGCAGCAGAUCAGCGGCGGCAGCGGCGACGACCGGAGGUCCAUCAGGAUGAUGAGGAACCGGGAGUCCGCGCUCCGGUCCAGGGCCAGGAAGAGGGCAUACGUUGAAAAUCUGGAGAAAGAGGUUCGCCGGCUGGUGGAUGAGAACUUGAAGCUCAAGAAGCAGUGCAAAGAGCUUAAACUGGAAGUGGCUGCGCUGGUCCUCCCUACCAAGAGCUCGCUGCGAAGAACCUCAUCGACGCAAUUCUGAAGGGACAAAGAAGCGUGAACACAUUUUAUUUGGAGUACAAGAUUAAAAGAAGGAAUGUCUGGACUUGUGUGUACAUGUGUUAGUGUAUGUCUGUGUGCCGUAGGGAGGGGAGAUAGAUGCAUAUGCAAUGAUCUAGAGCUCUCGAACUAUAUUGUCCUGAUUGUCCUGAUCUAGAGCUCUCAAACUAGUUCCUCCCGCACUAGAGUUCCUUCCGCCUCAGAUUCCUGAUGCUCCUGUUCACUAUCCCAGGCUAGGAUAUCCAUGGUUCCAGCC
This is a messenger RNA of Panicum virgatum (switchgrass), 918 nucleotides long. Its product is annotated as protein FD-like. Gene Ontology annotation, biological process: positive regulation of DNA-templated transcription. The coding region runs from base 187 to 645 and encodes 152 amino acids. Gene Ontology annotation, molecular function: DNA-binding transcription factor activity. NCBI's taxonomy places the organism in Eukaryota, Viridiplantae, Streptophyta, Magnoliopsida, Poales, Poaceae. The record is from RefSeq and is a predicted model, not a curated record. Gene Ontology annotation, cellular component: nucleus. The transcript has 4 exons.